AUGUACGGGCUCCUGUCCAAGCUCCGGAGCCUGGACGCGUACCCCAAGGUGAACGAGGACUUCUACAGCCGCACCCUCUCCGGCGGCGCCAUCACGCUCGCCUCCUCCUUCAUCAUGCUCCUCCUCUUCGUCUCCGAGCUCCGAUUGUAUCUUCAUGCAGUUACAGAGACAACACUAAGGGUUGAUACCUCAAGAGGAGAAAAACUUCGCAUAAAUUUUGAUAUCACCUUUCCAGCCCUUCAGUGUUCUAUAAUUAGUGUUGAUGUGAUGGACAUCAGUGGACAAGAGCACCUUGAUGUGAAACAUGAUGUAUUCAAGCAGCGAAUCGAUGCACACGGAAAAGUUAUUGCAACUAAGCAAGAUGCAGUUGGUGGGAUGAAGGUGGAAAAACCUUUACAACAUCAUGGUGGAAGGCUUGAACACAAUGAGACCUAUUGUGGCUCAUGUUAUGGUGCACAAGAAAUGAAUAGGCUGUUAAGUAGUGCUCCCACAAUGCUACCUGCAUUCAACUCUCCCGAACAAUGUUGUAACUCAUGUGAAGAUGUCCGUGAAGCAUACAGAAAAAAAGGUUGGGGCGUAUCAAAUCCAGAUUCGAUCGAUCAGUGCAAAAGCGAGGGCUUCCUUCAAACAAUAAAAGAUGAAGAAGGUGAAGGAUGCAACAUUUAUGGCAUUCUGGAAAUUAACAAGGUUGCUGGGAAUUUCCACUUUGCUCCAGGGAAAAGCUUCCAGCAGUCAAAUGUUCAUGUUCACGAUCUGCUUCCAUUCCAAAAGGAUAGCUUCAAUCUCAGCCAUAAGAUAAAUAAGUUGAGUUUUGGAGAACCCUUUCCUGGUGUGAUCAAUCCUCUUGACGGGGCGCAAUGGAUCCAGCAUUCAUCAUAUGGAAUGGCUCAAUACUUUGUUAAGGUUGUUCCCACUGUAUACUCUCACCUAAAUGAGCAAAUUAUUCUCUCCAAUCAGUUUUCUGUGACAGAACAUUCCAGAAGUGGUGAUAGUGGUCGGGUACAAGCUCUUCCUGGCGUGUUUUUCUUUUAUGACCUUUCACCAAUUAAGGUCACGUUCACGGAGCACCAUGUGUCAUUCUUACACUUCUUAACUAAUGUAUGCGCUAUUGUUGGAGGCGUGUUCACUGUUUCUGGAAUCAUAGAUUCGUUUGUCUACCAUGGCCAGAGGGCAAUCACUAAGAAGAGGGAACUCGGCAAAUUCACCUGA
Molecule: messenger RNA, 1209 nt
Organism: Triticum turgidum subsp. durum (durum wheat)
Lineage: Eukaryota; Viridiplantae; Streptophyta; Magnoliopsida; Poales; Poaceae
Source: the annotation of a GenBank genome assembly